This is a messenger RNA of Closterium sp. Yama58-4, 510 nucleotides long. The record is from the annotation of a GenBank genome assembly. Lineage: Eukaryota; Viridiplantae; Streptophyta; Zygnematophyceae; Desmidiales; Closteriaceae.
AUGGGAGUGGUGACACUGGAGGUGCUGGUUCUAGGGGUGCUGAGUCUGGGGGUGCUGAGCCUGGAGGUGCUGGUUCUGGGGGUGCUGAGCGUCCUAGUGGUGGUGAUGUCGUUGGUGCUUUUGCUGGAGGUUCUGGGGAUGGACAGCAGCAGCAGUCUCGUCAGCAGGAGGCUCUCUUGUCACAGCACCUUCGCGAGUGGAUUAUUCGGCGGUUCCGCUCUGGUGGCGGAGCUAGAGGUGCUGGAGGUGAUGGAGGGCGCUGAGACUGGAGGUACCAGCGCUGGAGGCGCUGGAGUUGUAGGUCCUGGUGUAGGUGGUGCUGGUGCUGGAGGUGCUGGUGCUGGAGGCGCUGGAGCUGGAGGUACUGGUGCUGGAGGCGUUGGAGGUGCUGGAGCUGCUGGUGCUGGAGGUACUGGAGCUGGAGGUGCUGGAGGUGCUGGGACUGGAGGUACUGGUGCUGGAGGUGCUGGAGGCGCUGGAGCUGUAGGUCCUGGCGCUGGAGCUACUUGA